Molecule: messenger RNA, 510 nt
Organism: Culex pipiens pallens (northern house mosquito)
Lineage: Eukaryota; Metazoa; Arthropoda; Insecta; Diptera; Culicidae
Exons: 1
Coding region: 1-510 (169 amino acids)
Source: RefSeq, a predicted model, not a curated record
AUGAGAAACCUCUGGAGGGACGAGAUGGUGGAGAGCUUUCCCAAGAUCAAGAACUGGCCAAGGCGAUGCGCGUGCGGGGUGAGUCUAGCAGCGAAGCAGACGAGAACCGUGAUAAGGAAGUCGGACGUGAUGUUCCGAGACGAGAAACCUGAACCGGUUGAGGAGGAGCCUGUUGCUGCUGUUCCAGAUGGCGAGAGUGUCGUGGAGCGCUUCGCUGGUCCGUCUGAGCUACAACACGUCGUAGCAGAGCUGACGGAAGACCAGGACGAGGCCGUGGAGAAUUCGUCUGGACGACAGCCGGUCGUUGCUGAGCUGACGGAUGACGAGGGCGAGGAGGAACAUUCCGGCGCGCUCCCUUCGCAACCAGAACGUGACCACUGCUCAGCAGAAGGGUCACGAGGCGCAGCAAACAGGAGCGCAGAACCCCGGGUAAGUUCCCUGACCAUUGUAAACAGUUUGGCAGAAGUACUGUUGGUGGACGCAUUACAGAUUCCACCGAGGACGUCUUGA